AUGUCUACUCCUGGUCGCAUCGUAGAGUGGACCGCGAGCGACGGACGAAAAGGCAGGCUCACGGGCACCGGCAAACCACGACUCACUGCAGCCAGCCUUGCGAAGGUACCUUCUGAACAGCGGUCGGCAAAGGAGCUAGCAGGCGCGAAAGGCACCCCGAAGAAACCAGCUUCGACCAAGCCCGCCGCCAAUGGAGACGACCCUUGGGCUGGUAAUGGGUGGGGUGACGUCAAUGCAAAGAGCGAAUCGAAGAAGUCGAGCUCGAAGAAGGCCUCAAGUAACAAAGGUGAUGCAUGGGUCGUACAGGAAUCGGGCAAUGACACAAGCGAUCCUCUCGCAGCCACCUGGGGCACUACCCCAGAUGCUACAGGUGGCGACGACAACAAAGAGAAGAAAGAUGACCCCGCAGAUGCUUGGAACACACCGAUUGCCCCAGAGAACGACAUAGCCCCACAAGAUGAUAGCAAGAAGGACGGCGAGUCCAAUGAAUGGACAAAAGAGCAAGACGAGAAGCUGAUGCAGAUGAAGGAUGAUUCAAAGAUUACCUGGGCUAAGAUAGUCGAAGAAUUUGGUAAAGCUGAGCAUGAAUGCAAACGCCGCUUCAAGGAUAUCAAGCCGAAGGAUUGGAAACCAAGUGGGGCCAAACAGGGAGGUGAAAACAAGAAGGGGAAGAAGGGGAAGAAAGCAGAUCAGAACGAUGGAAACAACAAGGAUGAUAAGAAAAAAGAAGAGAAGAAGGAUGAGGAAACGGGGGAUGAUGGCGGUUUAUUGGGUCUCACGUUUGGAGAAGAUACUGGUAACAGCAAAGACGAGUCUGGUGACAAGAACAAUUCUGGGGACAAAGCACCCGAUGUAUGGGGCGGUAAUGCAGACUGGGACUUCACUGGGGGAAAUGCUGCAGGUACUGGUACGAAUGCUUGGGAAACCCAAGUUGGAUGGGGUACUGGCGCCACUACAGGUGGCGGAGACGGCGCGAAUGAUGCUGGUGCGAGCUGGGAUAACACCGGUGGAAACAACUGGGGUACAGGGACGAACAACAACCAGAAAACCAACACCGGCGGCGGUGCCGGAGAUGCGAAAGCUUCAGCGCAGAAAGCCCCAUCAAACAAAGUGCCUCCGCGAGCGCCCCCUCAGCCCAAUGCUAGCGACGGCAACAACAACAACACCCGUCCCAUCGCCGCUCGUCCUCUCGAACUCGAAGUAAAACCCGACGAUACGUUCUCCGCCGAUGACUUGCGUCUAGUCGCUCGCAUCUUACAACAAGAUUGCUCAAUGGUAUGGAAUAGGGUCAGCUGGCGAUUCAGGGACAAGACAGGCAGGACGCUUCAUCCUGAUGAGUUCGAGAAGAAGAUCACUGGGCGUCUAGAGGGCAAAGGUAGCGAGACGGGUGAGCGGAGGCGGUAG
Molecule: messenger RNA, 1404 nt
Organism: Alternaria infectoria
Lineage: Eukaryota; Fungi; Ascomycota; Dothideomycetes; Pleosporales; Pleosporaceae
Exons: 1
Coding region: 1-1404 (467 amino acids)
Source: RefSeq, a predicted model, not a curated record